Messenger RNA from Glossina fuscipes, 956 nucleotides. RefSeq names its product charged multivesicular body protein 1b (gene Chmp1). Gene Ontology annotation, cellular component: multivesicular body; ESCRT III complex. The record is from RefSeq and is a predicted model, not a curated record. NCBI's taxonomy places the organism in Eukaryota, Metazoa, Arthropoda, Insecta, Diptera, Glossinidae. The coding region runs from base 201 to 812 and encodes 203 amino acids. Gene Ontology annotation, biological process: endosome transport via multivesicular body sorting pathway; late endosome to vacuole transport; protein transport. The transcript is spliced from 3 exons.
AGAUAUGACGUUAUUUUUAUGCAAAAGCAGUAUAUGUGAAUCAUACAAAAGAAGAAAAACUAAGCACAACAUAGAUUGACUUAAAAUUAUAAAGAGCUUGGAAGGUAAAACAAAAUUUUUGUCAUUUGUAAAAAUAAAACAAAGGGAAAGGAAAAUUCUUACUUUGGGAAGCAAGCAAGCGAAACAAACUGGGGAACGACAUGUCUACGUCUGCUAUGGAAAAACACCUAUUCAAUCUAAAAUUCGCGGUGAAAGAACUUGAACGCAAUAGUAAACGAUGUGAAAAAGAAGAAAAAUUAGAGAAAGCCAAAGCGAAAAAAGCUAUACAGAAGGGUAACAUGGAUGUGGCUAGGAUUCAUGCCGAAAAUGCUAUACGCCAAAAGAAUCAAGCCGUUAAUUAUCUACGUAUGAGUGCAAGAGUAGACGCAGUGGCUAGUAGAGUACAAUCCGCACUAACUACACGCAAAGUUACUAGUUCUAUGGCAGGCGUGGUUAAGGCCAUGGACGCUGCUAUGAAGGGUAUGAACUUAGAGAAAAUCUCUUCUCUGAUGGAGAAAUUCGAAUCUCAAUUUGAGGAUUUAGAUGUACAAAGUUCGGUAAUGGAAAACACAAUGUCGGAUACAACAACAACUUCAGUGCCACAAGGCGAUGUUGACAAUUUGCUGCAGCAAGUAGCGGACGAAGCAGGAUUGGAAUUAAAUAUGGAACUGCCUAGUGGUGUGCAAAGUUCAGCCGUUGGUACAGCCACUCAGGUGUCCCAAGAACAGGACGAACUCACUCAACGUUUAGCCCGCCUUAGACAAGCUGAAUAGGUUAUCUCCUGAACAGUAUUUUCCUAAGAGUGAAGUGUUAUUUAGAGUUCCCGGGAAAUCUUUCUGCAAUCUAUUUUCUAUUAAUUGUUUCUAUCGCUUAGUUAUUUUAAGUAAAGUCUAAUAAAACAUACAAAACACAAGAAA